Messenger RNA from Phalaenopsis equestris, 606 nucleotides. RefSeq lists its product as uncharacterized. The record is from RefSeq and is a predicted model, not a curated record. NCBI's taxonomy places the organism in Eukaryota, Viridiplantae, Streptophyta, Magnoliopsida, Asparagales, Orchidaceae. The transcript is spliced from 2 exons. The annotation marks the transcript as partial.
AUGGAUCUAAGCAAUGCAAUCCAAGGCUACUUCCAAGGCCACUCCCUUCCUCACUACUUCAGCUUAUCCAACAUUGUUCUCAUUCCCAAGACAGUUGAUCAUUUUAAAUCGAUUCAAUACAAACCUAUCAGCCUCACUACUGUCAUCGGUAAAAUCAUAAGAAAAAUCAUUCUAGGAAGACUUCAACCCCAUUUAUCCAAUAUUGUCACACCCAACCAAGCUAUUUUUGUCAAAGGCAGGUCCAUUGCUGAUAUUGUCCUUCUUGCACAAGAAAUCUUCCUUGAUUUGGAUAAACCCUACAGAGGUGGAAACCUAUUCUACAAGCUGGACAUUAGAAGAUGGCUGAAUGAUAAUGCACAUUUCAUUUUCACUAAUGGGCGGUCACAUGGAUGCUUUACAGCUUCUAGGGGAUUACAGCAGAGAGAUCCUCUAUCCCCCACUAUUAUCAUCCUAGCUAUGGAUUAUCUAUCCAUAUUGCUGAACAAAGCUAUCUUAUCCCACCAAUACUCCAGGUAUCAUCAUGAAUCUAAUUUGGAUAUCUCACGUCUCAUAUAUGCAGAUGCUUUUAUGAUUUUUUCUGAAGCCAACAAAGCGGUUAUGAAGAAG